AUGUUAGAUGGAUGUCGAAAACAUUUUGGAAUUUCUGGCAAUAAGGAUAGCGAUGAAAAGAUCGAUGAAGAUAUGAUGGAUGCAGAAGUAAAGAAAGAUUGUGCCAAAGCAGAAAAGAAUCUGAUCAAUUUUGAGAAAAAUUAUAAAUCUAGUGAAGCUUUAAAAUUUUAUACAAAUGAUUCAUUUCUAUAUCGUCUAUUUAAUCGGGCUUUUCGAACUGAGAAUAUUGAUUUAUUAUUUAUCUUUCGAUUUUUCUUAGCCGAUAUGUACAAACAUUUACAAAAAUUACAUUCCGAACAGUUUCGUGAUAAACUUCUACGUACGGUGUUUCGUGGACAAGUGAUGACUGGUUCAGAGUUUAAUAGUAUCAAGAAUAAUAUUGGGCAUUUAAUGUCAGUGAAUACGUUCUUUUCUACAACUAUAACUUGUGAUGUCACCGAAAUGUAUUCUGGCUCAGGUGAAGAUGAUAAGAUGUUAUCCAUGCUAUUUGAAAUUGAAGUGCACACUACUCGUUCAAUGAUCAAGAAACCAUUUGCUUCAAUCAAUGAGUCAAGUCAAUUUUCUGAUGAAGAUGAAGUAGUAUUUUCGAUUGCAUCCAUAUUUCGUAUCAAAUAUGUUGAAGAUCAACGACUCGUCAGUGGAUAUUGGUAUGUUCAAUUAAUAUUAGGCGAAGAUGACAGUGAUAUGAGCAAACUUCGAAAUGAUUUAGAGCAAAGAUUUUGUGAUAAAGGGAAUUUACGUAGUCUAGGUAUAGCCCUCAGAGCUACAGGCGAUUACGAAAGAGCAGAACGUUAUUUUCCGAUGUUACUUGAAUAUAUUCCUGAAGGCCAUCAUAAUAUGGGCAAUAUUUACUCAGAUUUUAGUGUUGAAUAA
Rotaria sordida is the source of this 873-nucleotide messenger RNA. The record is from the annotation of a GenBank genome assembly. Lineage: Eukaryota; Metazoa; Rotifera; Eurotatoria; Philodinida; Philodinidae.